AUGCACUCAUUGAUUGCAGCUAACCUCACCGCGGGCACUAAUCCCUUGAUUCCUUCAGGAUUCAAACCUACAGUUGAUUUGAUCUUGAGCUAUGGUGGGUCGCAAGUAACAAUGGGCAACCUGUUUCCGACAACAGUAUGCACAAACCCACCAAACAUCAUGUUCUUCAGUGAAGACCCAACCAAGUGUUCUCUGAGCUACACCUUGAUGCUGAUAGAUCCAGACGCGCCAACUCCGCAAUCACCGAUUUACGCUGACUGGUGUCACUGGAUCCUACCAGGAUUGCGCCCAACCAGCUACAAUGAGAUAAUCAAAACGUUGUUGCCAAUUGUGCCAUACUAUCCCCCAGGCCCUGAUCCCAGCUCAGAUCCCCAUAGAUACAUCUUUUUGCUAUACCGGGAACCUUCUCCAAGCUUGGACAGCUAUGUCGCCCUCAAGUCUGAAAACAUCGGAAUUUCAAAUGCAAGCGCACUGACACGAAAAUCAUUCAACACUUCACUGUUUGUUGAGACUUAUCAGCUGACGCUGGUAGGAUUCAACUGGUUCAAAGCUGUAGAUAUCCAACGAUUCAAUGAGUUUAAAUGA
Molecule: messenger RNA, 585 nt
Organism: Melampsora larici-populina 98AG31
Lineage: Eukaryota; Fungi; Basidiomycota; Pucciniomycetes; Pucciniales; Melampsoraceae
Exons: 4
Coding region: 1-585 (194 amino acids)
Biological process (GO): regulation of proteolysis; regulation of Ras protein signal transduction
Molecular function (GO): peptidase inhibitor activity; phospholipid binding
Source: RefSeq, a predicted model, not a curated record